Purpureocillium takamizusanense is the source of this 1823-nucleotide messenger RNA. RefSeq names its product Protein disulfide-isomerase. NCBI's taxonomy places the organism in Eukaryota, Fungi, Ascomycota, Sordariomycetes, Hypocreales, Ophiocordycipitaceae. Gene Ontology annotation, cellular component: endoplasmic reticulum lumen. Gene Ontology annotation, biological process: response to endoplasmic reticulum stress. Gene Ontology annotation, molecular function: protein disulfide isomerase activity; protein-disulfide reductase activity. The coding region runs from base 261 to 1751 and encodes 496 amino acids. The record is from RefSeq and is a predicted model, not a curated record. The transcript has 2 exons.
CCUUUUCAUCAGGACAACCUGGACCGUUGGAAUACCGCAGGUUCGGGACAAACUCACCUUCCCACCCUCAGGCGUUGCGCCCACCCACCCGCCGCUUCUCGCAGAUUCCUGUAACCUGCCCGCGAUUCACGCCCAAGAAAAAUAGGUCUGAGGACUUGGCCUUGUUUGAAAAAGCCAAUAACAAAGUUCACCUCUCGCUGCUGCUGCUGCUGCUGCGCUACCCAUCUCGACUCACUUCACAGCUCGCCCGCCCGCCCGCCAUGCCGCACCCCACUACUCUCGCCGCCGCCCUCAUGGCCGCGCUGGCCGCGCUGCCAGUCGCUCACGCUGGCAUGUACACCAAGAACUCGCCCGUCUUGCAGGUCGAUGCGCGCUCCUACAACAAGCUCAUUGCAAAGUCCAACCACACGUCGAUUGUAGAGUUCUACGCGCCCUGGUGCGGCCACUGCCAGAACCUCAAGCCCGCCUACGAAAAGGCCGCUCGGAACCUCGCCGGUCUCGCCAAGGUCGCCGCCAUGGACUGCGACGACGAUGCCAACAAGCAGCUCUGCGGCUCCAUGGGCGUGCAGGGCUUCCCCACCCUCAAGAUCGUCCGUCCCAGCAAGAAGGCCGGUGGCCGCCCCGUUGUUGAGGACUACCAGGGCGCCCGCACUGCCGGCGCCAUCACCGAGGCCGUUGCGUCCAAGAUCAACAACCACGUCGUCCGCGUCGCCGACAAGGACCUCGAUGGCUUCCUCGAGGGCGAGGGCCCCAAGCUCCUCCUCUUCACCGAAAAGGGCACGACCAGCGCGUUGCUGAGGAGCGUCGCCAUCGAUUACCUCGACGUCGUAUCUGUCGGCCAGGCGCGCAACAAAGAAAAGGCGGCCGUCGACAAGUUCAGCAUUGGAAAGUUCCCUACCCUCGUACUCAUCCCCGGCGCGGGUAAGGACCCAAUUACCUAUGAUGGCGAACUCAACAAGAAGGACAUUGUCGCGUUCCUGGCCCAGGUUGCCCAACCGAACCCCGAUCCGGCGCCAUCCAGCGGCAAGGACAAGGCAAAGGAUAAGGCCAAGGCUGACAAGCCCAAGGAUGACAAGCCCAAGGCCGACAAGAAGGACAAGAAGGACAAGAAAGACACCAAGUCGAAGCCAGAGUCGAAGCCAGAGCCCUCCAAAGAGGCCGAUCCUGAGGAGGACCUCACGGCGUCCACUGCCACGACCACCGCGAGCGCCACUCCGACGCCGGACAAUAUUGCCAUUCCCACCCUUACUGACGCGAACAUGUUGGUGGAGAAGUGUCUCAUGGCCAAGUCGCACACCUGCGUCCUUGCCCUGGUUCCAUCCGAGGCAUCCAGCAAUGGCGACAAGGCAGUGGCGUCGCUCUCACACCUCAACACCAAGUAUAUCCAUGGCCACCGGAACCUCUUCCCCCUCUUUGCUGUCCCCGCCAACGUCGAGGGCGCAUCGGCGCUGAAGACCGCACUCGAGCUUUCUGGCGAUGUGGAGCUAGUUGCGAUCAAUGCGCGUCGUGGGUGGUGGCGACGGUACGAGGGUGACUUCGGCAUCGAGAGUGUCGAGGGCUGGAUCGACAUGAUUCGCAUGGGCGAGGGCGCCAAGAACAAGCUGCCCAAGGAGAUUGUCGUGGACGAGGUCAAGGCCGAGACGCCCUCGGGCUCUUCUCAGACUAGCGAGACGCACACCGCGGACUCCGAGCCAGGAAAGGAGACCGAGGCCCCCGAGGCCACGCACUCCAUCGUGCACGAGGAGCUGUAAAUAUUAGGAAUCGCGUACCAGUCGUGGUGCAGCCUGCGGUGUACCCUUCUAUGUAGUAAUGGAGAACGAACC